AUUAGCGAAGAAGCGGGGCCAUUCAGUAAAUAGAAUCAAUCUUCUUCUUGAUGCCCUAGUAACUUGGAAGGAGGUCUCGCCAUUUUUCCUGCUACUACUCUAACGUUCCAAUCAAUCACAAGAAGUACCAAGCAAGAGAAUUAAGAAAUCACUCUCCUCUUGUUCGAUUUCUGGGCUUUCAUCAAUUUUUCUUGGCAGAAUAUAGAUCACCGCCAAUCCUCACUUUUCAUUGCACUCUUUUUGCGAUAGAUCUGUACAAAAUCCCUAACGAUUUUUGCCUUCACUUUAUUCCUGCCAUCAUAGGAGAAACGAUCCCUAUUUUUGGGUCCUUUAGCUCUGUAUUAUACUCAGAAAUUUUAGAUUUUGGCAGAUUUAGGUUUAAACGCGAGCCAUUUCUAGAAGCAUUCGUGGGUUUGGUUCCACUUUGCGAGAAACGCUAAAUUUGUAGUUGGUAGCAUCUUUGACAUUUUGUACAUUUGUUGGUGGAAAUUUCUGUAGGUUUUUCUUUUGAAUCGGCGGAAUGAACAAUAGAGCUAGAUAUCCGCCUGGGAUUGGCGUAGGCCGAGGGGGAGGUAUGAACUCAAACCCUGCGUUUCAGCCACGAGCCCCUCAGCAACAGUAUGUGCAAAGACAUUUGGUGCAGAAUCAACAGCAGUAUCAACAUCAGUAUCAGCAGCAUCAACAGCAACAUCAGCAGUUACAACAGCAGCAGCAGCAAUGGCUUAGAAGAACGCAAUUGAGUGGCACUGAUUCUAACGUAGUUGACGAGGUCGAGAAGACUGUGCAGUCUGAAGCCGUUGAUUCAAGUUCUCAAGAUUGGAAGGCUAGAUUAAAGAUACCACCACCUGAUACACGCUAUAGGACUGAGGAUGUGACAGCAACUAAAGGAAAUGAAUUUGAAGAUUACUUUUUGAAGCGUGAGCUGCUUAUGGGAAUAUAUGAGAAGGGUUUUGAAAGGCCUUCUCCUAUCCAGGAAGAAAGUAUCCCAAUCGCUCUUACUGGUAGUGACAUUCUUGCUAGAGCAAAAAAUGGAACUGGAAAAACAGCUGCAUUUUGCAUUCCUGCACUGGAAAAAAUUGAUCAGGAUAACAAUGUAAUUCAAGUUGUUAUACUGGUCCCAACCCGUGAAUUGGCUUUGCAAACAUCACAAGUGUGUAAAGAGCUGGGAAAGCAUCUGAAAAUUCAAGUCAUGGUUACAACGGGUGGUACCAGCCUGAAAGAUGAUAUUAUGCGUUUAUAUCAACCUGUUCAUUUACUUGUUGGAACUCCAGGAAGAAUAUUAGAUCUUGCAAAGAAGGGUGUAUGUAUUUUGAAAGACUGUAGCAUGCUUGUUAUGGAUGAGGCUGAUAAGCUUUUGUCACCUGAGUUCCAACCUUCGAUAGAGCAAUUAAUUCACUUCCUGCCUCCAACCCGUCAAAUCCUGAUGUUUUCAGCUACUUUUCCUGUUACUGUAAAGGACUUCAAAGAUAGAUUUCUUCAGAAACCGUAUAUCAUUAACCUUAUGGAUGAGCUAACUCUGAAAGGUAUUACACAAUUUUAUGCAUUUGUGGAAGAGAGACAGAAAGUCCACUGCCUCAAUACGCUUUUCUCUAAGUUGCAAAUAAAUCAGUCAAUUAUCUUUUGCAAUUCGGUGAAUCGGGUUGAGCUCCUUGCCAAGAAAAUCACAGAACUUGGCUAUUCAUGCUUCUAUAUCCAUGCAAAGAUGUUGCAAGAUCAUCGCAACAGAGUAUUUCAUGACUUCCGAAAUGGUGCUUGUAGAAAUCUUGUUUGUACUGAUCUUUUUACCAGGGGAAUAGAUAUUCAAGCAGUUAAUGUGGUCAUUAAUUUUGAUUUUCCCAAAAAUUCAGAAACUUAUCUGCACAGGGUUGGUCGUUCAGGGAGGUUUGGGCACCUUGGUCUAGCAGUUAACUUGAUCACCUAUGAGGAUCGCUUUAAUUUAUAUAGGAUUGAGCAAGAACUUGGCACUGAAAUAAAGCAAAUUCCUCCACACAUUGAUCAGGCAAUUUAUUGCCGGUGACUUGGGUAAUUAUCAGGGUUGUGUUCCCAACUUUGGUCAAUAGCAAUGGUUGAUGUGAGUGGCCAUUUAAGCGGGUUUGCAUGUAGCUCUGAAUCUGGAAGAAUGUGCAAUGAUCAUUGGGGUAUUGUUGGACCCCUUGUUGAAUGCUUUUUCACUACUUUGUGGUUAAGAGCCCUGAAUUUUCUAGGACCGUUGGACUUUAAUAUUGGCUUCUAACUGCCAGAUACAUGUCGGGUCAAGUUUGGGAUUUCUAUGGUUACAUUUGCAAAUGUUGUUUGUUUUUAAUGUGUAGUUUCUUUUGUCCUCGCACUGUUUGGGGAUGCACUAUCCUUUAUGCCUUAUGUGCUAUUUGGCCUGAGAUUGUAGACUGCUAGUGAUUCAUCAUAUUUGUCUCAGCAUCUUCCUGCUUAUAUUAUUUGGUUGACAGCGGUCCGUGCUCAUCAUGAAAGAGUGCUCUUGGGCCUUGGCAAUGGCGAUGUGCUUGAUGUGACUAUAUUAUUUAGUUGCGUCUUGCAUGGUGUUGAGAGACAACUGUUGCAGAAAUUGUAUGCGAAUGCUACGAGCAACUUUUUGAUGUUAAUGAAUGUAUAGUGACAUUCCUCA
Messenger RNA from Prosopis cineraria, 2620 nucleotides. RefSeq names its product DEAD-box ATP-dependent RNA helicase 8. Gene Ontology annotation, cellular component: cytoplasmic stress granule; P-body. Gene Ontology annotation, molecular function: RNA helicase activity; mRNA binding; ATP binding. Gene Ontology annotation, biological process: P-body assembly; cytoplasmic stress granule assembly. The record is from RefSeq and is a predicted model, not a curated record. The coding region runs from base 521 to 2017 and encodes 498 amino acids. The transcript is spliced from 10 exons. Lineage: Eukaryota; Viridiplantae; Streptophyta; Magnoliopsida; Fabales; Fabaceae.